This is a messenger RNA of Contarinia nasturtii (swede midge), 909 nucleotides long. It is a transcript of the gene Rpe, whose product is annotated as ribulose-phosphate 3-epimerase. Lineage: Eukaryota; Metazoa; Arthropoda; Insecta; Diptera; Cecidomyiidae. Gene Ontology annotation, cellular component: cytosol. The transcript is spliced from 3 exons. The record is from RefSeq and is a predicted model, not a curated record. Gene Ontology annotation, molecular function: metal ion binding; D-ribulose-phosphate 3-epimerase activity. Bases 148 to 819 code for a protein of 223 amino acids. Gene Ontology annotation, biological process: carbohydrate metabolic process; pentose-phosphate shunt; pentose-phosphate shunt, non-oxidative branch.
GAAAUUCUUACUUGAAAACUUAUUUUGUUCCGUAUUUUGACGAUUUCUUAUCAGUUUUUUUUCUUUUCGAUUUUGCAUUUUGUAAUUUUUUCCUUUGACAUUCCGUAGUGCAUAUAUUUCGGUGUGAAUAAAAAAAACGAUCGAAAAAUGAGUGUGAAAGCGAAAAUUGGUCCAUCAAUUUUGAAUGCCGAUUUAUCACAAUUGUACGAAGAAUCGGAAAAAUUACUGAAAAAUGGUGCCGACUAUUUACAUCUAGAUGUUAUGGACGGAACUUUUGUACCUAACCUUACUUUCGGUCAUCCAGUUGUUAAGUGUUUGCGCUCUAAAAUCAAGGAUGCAUUUUUUGAGACGCAUAUGAUGGUUCAACGGCCCCAACAAUGGAUAGAGAGUAUGGCCGAUGCCGGUGUUGAUCAGUAUACAUUUCACAUUGAGCCAGUACUCGAUGACGUCGAUGAAAUUUGCCGAAAGGUUCGCGAAGCCGGCAUGAAAGUUGGCCUUGCUAUUAAACCGGGCACCGAUCUCGAAGCAGUCACCAAAUACAUUCCAAUUGCUGAUAUGAUUUUGAUUAUGACUGUUGAACCUGGAUUUGGUGGUCAAAAAUUCAUGGCCAAUCAAAUGCCAAAAGUGGAAUGGCUACGUAAGAACUAUCCAUCGCUUGACAUUGAAGUCGACGGCGGCGUUGGACCAGAAACAAUUCAUCAGUGUGCUAAGGCUGGAGCAAAUAUGAUAGUGUCAGGUACUGCUGUUAUUCGUUCGGAAAACCAAAAGGAAACCAUUUCCUAUCUCCGAAACUCAGUUCAGAGUGCAAUUGAUGCAUGAAUUUAAAAUACUUAUACUUUGAAUGCUCAUUUUUUUUACGUUCUAUACAAUGUUCGGACUUUUGUUAAAUAAAAGCAAAUAAAAACAAAA